CUUACAGUACAUAUCCCUUACGGAAUAGAUAGCUUUGUACAGUACAGGGAGCUGAAUACGGAUACCCCGCGCUAUUGCCUCAAGCUUCCAGUGGCCCAGCUGCUGCAGGAACCUUCAUCACUGCGUUACCUGGCAAUUCAGAAAAGACAAACUCACAAACAGCGCAUAAAAUAGCGGCAAUUUCCAUUUUACGACCACGUGGUUGAGGUAUGCACUGAUUAAAUUACGGAAUCGGUGUUUUUAUCCUCCAGCAACUUCGCGUCCUCGGCUUCCGAGCUUAUUGCAGCAUUACAUCCAUCAGCAGGUCAGGUACUUGCCAUCUUUCAGAUCCGGCUGUCUUGGUACCAAGUUUCGGAGGACGACCUCAAGACCCCUUCUAUAUUCUACUUUGCGAUACUCGUCCGCGAUCUUGACCUGAUUACCCGCAACUUCCGUGUGUUCGCACACUUUCUCCGCGAAGAUGUUUAACCCUUUCGACGCCGGCGGUGUUGAUUACCGCGGCGGCCUCCGGGUCCCUCGGGCGCAACGGUUUGACGAGUACUACCGGUGCUACCCCAUGAUCAUGGCCCCCGGGGCCGAGCGCCCCGAGCUCAACUACGGAUCCAAGAUCUUUCUGCCGCCAUCUGCCUUAGAUAAGGUGUCAAGGCUUCACGUUCAGUGGCCUAUCAUGCUGGAACUGAUCAACGGGGCGACGGGCAAACACACACAUGCCGGUGUGUUGGAGUUUGUGGCUGAGGAGGGCAGAGCGUACAUUCCACAGUGGAUGAUGCAAACGCUCCAGUUAGAUGUUGGGGACAUGAUCCAGGUCAAGACCACCUCUCUGGAGCUCGCCAAGCUCGUCAAGCUGCAGCCCCAGUCCGUCAACUUCCUCGAGAUUACCGACCCGCGCGCCGUCCUCGAAAAGGCAUUUCGCAACUUUGCCGCUCUGACAAAAGGGGACGUCUUCAACUUCGAGUACAACGACGAGGUUUACGACGUGGCUGUUCUGGACGUGAAGCCUGAAACGGAUAAGAUGGGCGUCAGCAUGAUCGAGACGGAUGUCAGCGUCGACUUUGCUCCGCCGGUCGGGUACGUCGAGCCGGAGCGAGUGCCGCGCGGCAGUGGCACCAGCACUCCCCGCAGCGUAUAUGGUGUGGGCGGCGGAGUGCCUCCCGGCGGUUUGAUGUACAAUCAGGGCACAAUGGCACAAGCGAUCAACUACGACGCCAUCAAACCUGGCGCAGCGGCGGCUUCGGCGGGUAAUUUCCACGGAGAAGGGCAACGGUUGAGUGCAAAGAAGGCCGGCAAAGCCCCGACGCCGAAACCCGCUGCGCCUGUGGCUGGAGCGUCAAAUGUUACCAAACCGCCCAAGUCUCGAAGUAACGGCCCCGCUCCGCUUCGUCUUCCGCCGAACAAGUUGUUUCUGGGGUAUGAGAUUAAGCCGGUCAAGACUGCAGAGGACAAGGAGAGGGAAGCAGCAAACGCCAAGCAGCCCCAUUUUGCCGGCCAGGGGCAGACAUUGCGGGGCGCCUUGAAGAAGAAAGGUGAAGCAGACGAUAAGAGCGGAAAAUAGGCAGAUCGAAUAUGGGAGACCGAGGUUACGGCCUAGAAGGUGGGAAGACUUCGGUGCUCACGGGAAUGUCCAGUGUCUUAGACAGUUGGUUCGGUUCAUUUGGUUGGCGUUGGGAGAACGGCAACUGGCAUUGGGAAUGGCAAUGUCUUGGGGAGCGCAAACCACGAAGGGACUAGAGUGAGAAACACAGAAUCAGCCAAAACGGACAGAGACGUUGCAGCGUUCGACUCACCAAGCCUUCCUGGGCGGGCGGUAUUGGAAGCUCAGGAUUCAAAGCAGUUGAGAGUCAGGGUAUCUGCCAGCCUACCUGUCUCGUGGACUUCUAGUGUGGCCAUAUUCCCGCAAGAAGAUGCCCGCAUCAUGUUGACGAGUCAUUACCUUGUGUUGUUACAUCUCGGCACA
Molecule: messenger RNA, 1954 nt
Organism: Parathielavia appendiculata
Lineage: Eukaryota; Fungi; Ascomycota; Sordariomycetes; Sordariales; Chaetomiaceae
Product: putative ubiquitin fusion degradation protein
Exons: 3
Coding region: 461-1552 (363 amino acids)
Cellular component (GO): VCP-NPL4-UFD1 AAA ATPase complex
Molecular function (GO): polyubiquitin modification-dependent protein binding
Source: RefSeq, a predicted model, not a curated record